Molecule: messenger RNA, 8764 nt
Organism: Trematomus bernacchii (emerald rockcod)
Lineage: Eukaryota; Metazoa; Chordata; Actinopteri; Perciformes; Nototheniidae
Gene: zc3h12b
Product: zinc finger CCCH-type containing 12B
Exons: 6
Coding region: 242-2779 (845 amino acids)
Cellular component (GO): cytoplasmic ribonucleoprotein granule; nucleus
Molecular function (GO): RNA endonuclease activity; mRNA binding; metal ion binding
Source: RefSeq, a predicted model, not a curated record
GCAACCCUAUCCAAACUGCGACAGCGCCAAUGGCAGCAAAACAUAACUGUUACAGGCGAGGAGGAUGACAGCAACAAGGAUUCGAUAGUUUGACUUAGCCUGUCCACGUCAAGGAGAACGUGUUUCUUGGGCUCUACACAAAGAGCCUGUAGCGCUUAGGUCCCGCAUUAAGUAUGAUUCCUUGGUUGCGGCGGAGGUGAGAAAACAUGGGGUGGAAAUCUGAGGUGUCAAGACGAACGUGAUGACAGUAUGGUUGAUGGUGGAGAAGCUCAAAAUGGAAAAACGCCCAUGCAGGGAGGAGAACAUUGACUCAAGCGAGGCCCAGCAUACCAGUGAUGAUUCCGAGGAUGGAAGCAGCUCAGAAAGCGAAUCCGAAGAGCAGCAACACCAGAGGGUCCAGGUGAGCAGGGGUAAGAAGAGGGAGCCCUUGGAUGUUGCCAAACCCCAUCGACAGCUCUGUCGCUCUCCAUGCCUUGACCGGCCCAGUUUUUCCCAGAGUAGCACCGCGCAAGAGUGUCGUGAAGAUGACUCCAGCGCGGGAUCCGGGAUCAAGCCCGCCAGUGAGAGAGAGUACCAGACUAAGAUGGAAUUCGCAUUGAAGUUGGGCUAUUCUGGAGAGCAGGUAGAGACAGUGCUCAACAAGCUGGGGUCUGCUGCACUUAUCAACGACCUCCUUGCUGAGUUAGUAAGGCUUGGAAACAAAGUAGAACCUGAAAUUCAACCUUGCAGCAGUACGGCCACAUCAAUAUCCCGGCCCCCCUGUGUUAAAGAGACUGUUAGUCCAGAGGUGUCAAUGGAAGAUGACUCCUCGUCGGACAUCUUUGAUAACCUCAGGCCCAUCGUCAUCGAUGGCUCCAAUGUGGCAAUGAGCCAUGGAAACAAGGAGGUGUUCUCUUGCCGUGGGAUCCAACUCGCUGUUGAAUGGUUCUUAGAGAAAGGACACAAAGAUAUCACUGUGUUUGUCCCCGCCUGGAGAAAGGAACAGUCAAGGCCAGAUGCCCUCAUCACAGAUCAAGAAAUAUUACGCAAGCUGGAAAAAGAGAAGAUCCUGGUUUUCACUCCAUCUCGGAGAGUUCAAGGCAGGAGAGUGGUGUGCUAUGAUGAUCGCUUCAUAGUGAAGCUGUCUUAUGAUUCUGAUGGAAUUAUUGUGUCAAACGACAACUACAGAGACCUGCAAAAUGAGAAACCAGAGUGGAAGAAGUUCAUAGAAGAGCGUCUCCUAAUGUACUCAUUUGUCAAUGACAAGUUCAUGCCGCCUGAUGAUCCAUUGGGAAGACAUGGUCCAAGCUUAGAAAAUUUCCUUCGCAAGCGUCCUGUUGUUCCAGAGCACAAAAAACAACCUUGCCCCUAUGGGAAAAAGUGCACAUAUGGACAUAAGUGCAAGUACUAUCAUCCGGAGCGUGUCAACCAGCCACAGCGGUCAGUCGCUGAUGAACUGCGGGCUUUUGCCAAAUUGUCUGCGGUGAAGACAAUGAGUGAGGGGGCUUUAGUUAAAUGUGGUACUGGUCCGGCAACUGUUAAGGGGGAUAGCAUCUCUGAGGUCAAACGGGUGGCACCCAAACGUCAGUCUGACCCCAGUAUUCGCUCUGUGGCCUGUGAACCCCCAGAGGCACUGUCCGUUGCUAGGAAGUCUGAGGCAAAUUCAGUGCCUUCCCUUGUGUCUGCUCUCAGCGUGCCCACCAUGCAGCCUGUUAAGAGCCACGCAGCUGGGGCCUUGAACACACGAUCAGCCAGCAGCCCAGUGCCGGGUUCUUUGCAGUUUGCGCACAGUUCUCUAGAGCACAUGUCCAGUGUACAGUACCCUCCUAUUUUAGUUACUAAUAGUCAUGGCGCCUCUAUAACUUACAAUGACCAGUUUCCAAAGUAUGACUCAGUUAGCGACCAUGGAUAUUAUUCACUGCACAGUGAUUUUUCAACUAUGAGCAUGGGCAGCAUGCAUAACGUGGACAGUUUCUGUAGCAUGGAGCACGAGCAUGGCGUGUAUCAGAGAAAUCCCAGCCACUGCCCUGAGUCCUGCCUCAGCCAUUCAAACAGUGACUCCUUCUCCUCUUACGGGGACAUGUACCAGGGCUCUGUGGACAGUAGCUUAGAGGAGGGCAUGAAGGGGCAGCAGCAGUCUCCCGCACCGGGUAGGAUGCAAGCUUUCUCCCAUGGGUUUCGUCAUGAAGCGCUGACUAGAGUACAGAGUUAUGGCCCUGAGGAACCCAAGCAGGGGCCCAGGAAGUUGCCUGGAUCGCGUCUAGCACCACAUAUCCAGCACGUUGCGGUGGGAGCCAGGUCCAGCUGUCCUGGAGACUAUCCCCUCACUCAGAAUGUCCUCCCACCUCUGUCCUCGCAGCCCACAAGGUCUCUCGGUAUGACCCGGAUGGACAGCAUAUCGGACUCAAGGCUGUAUGAUAGCAACCCAAUGAGACAGAGGCGACCUCCACUGUGCCGCGAGCAGCAUGCGAGCUGGGACCCUCUGCCUUGCGGUAAUGAGUCCUAUGGAUAUCAUUCAUAUCCUUUGAGUAACAGCCUGAUGCCGUGUUGCGAGCGAGUGAUGGUCCGCAGCAUGCCAGACAAAAUGGAACAAAUCUGGAAUUCGCCUUGGGAGAUGCCCUCUGCAGCUGAACACCAAGAGCGGUAUGCCAUCCCGGACCACCAGUAUCAAACAUAUCGCAACCUUUGUAACAUCUUUCCUGCUUAUGUUGUCCACUCAGUCAUGGAGAAAAACCCUCAUUUGACCGAUCCACAACAGCUUGCAGCCGUCAUUGUCACAAAAUUGAGGUCAUGCCAUUAAGCAGGUAAUCUUAUUAAACAUUCAGAAGUGAUGUUAAAAGGGAAAUACAGUUUUGAAAUGCAAAGAUAGGCACUUGUUAAAUGUUACUUCAUGUGCAACAUCUGCCCUCAGGAGUUUUCUUUUUCUUUUCAAAUGUCUCGGGUGAGAAAUUAGAUUUUACAUCACUAAAAUGACUUGGAAGUAAAUAGCAUAGAGAAAGUUUGUUUGAUAAGUUUAUCUUGAAUUGUAAAAUGUUUCACAUUUGAAAACUUUUUAUAUGAAGUGGUGUGCAGUUGAAGGUAACAACUUAUUAGAAAUUUGGUUCAUAACACAUUCAUACUACCUGAGCAGGAGCUGCAUAACAGCUUUUUACCAGAUCAACAAUGAACUGAUCCUUUGUUCAGCAUCAUUCAUUCUAGAAAUAACAUUUAUAGAAUAGUUUGCUAACAUUUGGCAGGACUGUUAAAAUAAGAUCAAUUCUUGAAGUCUUGUUGUUGAUUUGAUAUGUUAAAUUAAAAUAGUUUAUGGAGCCCCAGUGUGUUCAGUAUAUAAAGUUAUUGAAAAAAAAGGGAAUAAAUUGUUAAAAAUAACCUGUUCAAAGGAUUUAAGGGACGGUUAAAAUUCUUGCUUGUUUUCACAGUAAAUGUUCGUUAUGUAGUAGACAUUAUUUAUAAAUUUAAUUCCCUUUUUAAGAAAUUUGUUUUUAUAUCAUAAUGACAUUCCCCUAAUGACGCUUUAUGUCCUGUAACUUUACAUUUUCAUAAUGUCCAUUUAUAUUUCAACUGCUGUGGUGUUCAUGCCUUUUGACCUUUCGGCCAAACGCAUACCUCUUUGAACUGCUACCAGAUUUAGCCAGUUAGCUUGUUAGCUAAAGCAGCAACAAUUUCAAAUCCAUUCUGAAUAAAAUAUCUACCAGCUGCUUUUAAAUAAAACUGAGUACACAGAAACUAACUCCUCCUUUUAAUUAUUUAGCAUAACAAAGCUUCACCUGCUACCCACCUAGCUGGCUAACUAGCUUGCCAGGAUGUUGCUUUGAUUAUUACCCAGCAAGUAACGAGCCAGUGUUAACGCAGCAGCUAACGUUAGCCUGUUAAUUCAGAGUUAGUUCAGCCCCCGUUCCAAAGAGACACAACUUUGUGAAGAGCAUCUAGACUUAAAGUAUUUCUCUCAGACAACCAAAGCCUACAGAAUCAAGCCAACGCUGCUAACAUUGACUAUUUACUCUUUACUUGGGUUGAGUAAUAAUCAAAGCUCAAAACCCAGCCUAGCUAGUUAGGUGAGUAGCAUUGGAGCUACUAAAGAGCUAAAGAGAUGUAUUUACUGUGUAUGUUUUCUGUUUUUACUUCAGCAGUCUAAAAUCUAGUCUAAAAGGUGAUACAUUUGGCAUUGUUGUUGUGUGGCAUCAGGUGCUAACUGGCUAAGUGUGUUAGCAGUUGUUGAGCUUGCUAUCUUGAGAGGGCUGUGACAUCUGUUGUGAAAAACAUCUGCAUGGAGUUACAUGUCACUUUACUUGAAAUACUGACUGGGUUAAUAUAAUAGGAAUUUCAUUCCAUAGUGACUGACUUUAAUAUUUUGUAAUUUGUUCUGAUAUUUUGGGUUAAUUUACAUAUUUCACAUAGUUUGUUUUAUUCAUACAUUAUUUUAUUAAAUUAAUAUUAAUUGGAAUUGGGGUUCCAUAAUUAUGAUUGCAAGCUGGUUUACCGUUAUGAUUUCAACCUAACCUUUACCGUAAUCUCAUCAUAACCAAUGUAGGCAACUGGUUAAUACUUAACCUUGUCCUUAUGUCAAUGUGAGCAAGUGAUGGCAACGUAUUAGAGAUAGAAAGUAAUAACUGAGAAACAUCUCCUACAUUUGCCUUAUUAAAUCUCACAUAAGAGGAUGUCGACAUGUGUACACAAUGUAGCUUUUAUGAAGAUCUUGUUCAGGCCCUGUGAAUGUGUUAUGAAAGGCAUCUAAAGUGUUCUGGUGCAGUGGAACUAUAAAUAUCCUUGCUUAGGUCUGCCUCUGCUGUAAAUAAUUCUUGUGACUUUUUUGUGCAUUUAUUUUGAAGCUAAGUAAGAGGGAGGUAGUUGCAUACCUCACAGCAUGAACUAUGACAUUUAAUGGCCUUAUAUCUGAAUGACCUCACGCUUUAGUCAUUGUCUGAUUGGUUUCAAUGAAAGUCUUAGUCAUUGAAACCUCCUAUUUUCAAAUGUAAAGCACUAUCUCAGUAUCUAAAGAGAUAUAUUUUCUCAGCCUCACCUAACAAAGCUACUAUUUUGGUAGAAUUUGACAGUGCACACAGGAAGCCAAAAACUAGAUUUGACUUGUAUACAUGUGCACAUAUAUGUACAUAUUAUCACACAAAAGCCAUUAUUUCAAAGUCAUUUAUAAGCUGCUAAAUAAUGCCAAAAAAAGAUAGAAUUUAUAUAGUGUCAGUAUUCUACAUAACGUUACAUUAUUUUGGUUCACAGAAUUGAUUGGAUGAAGGUAAAACUAAAAUCUGUGUUUGGAUAAUUUCCUACUGUGUGCUGUAUAGUUACCUUUGAGAUUUAAUUGGAUUCUACAUCCAAGAUUUUCCUAUUUAUAUAUUUGUCAAAUUUGUUGUGCUUAUUCUUUUCAAUGUUAAAAUAUUCAAAGUAUCUUUGUUUCAAACAGUAGCUCUAAUGGACUUCUUUAAGUUGUCGGUGGAGCAGUGUGUUUAAAUGCCGGAGCAAGUUAAUUUAGUUUCAAAUACUACUUUUACAUGCACUUAAGCAGUCUGAUGAUUUCUGAUGCAUACUUAAGAAAAAAUAAGCCUUUAUCAAUUUUAAUAGUUAAGAGAAACCUGGUUAAUCAAGCAAGAUUACUGAUGGGAUUUGGCCAUUAUUACACUUUAUAAAGAAUUGUAUUUUGUGUGUACUAAUGUGCCCAGGAGAGGGAAAGUAAUGGUAAUUAGCAGGAUUAGGCAAUAUUGCUAUUUGUGCACAUGAAUCAUAGCAUUUAGAGUAAUUGUAUCCAAAAUCCAAUCUAUGACAAACACAUUUAUUUCCAUAUUCUCAAUGUGAGUGGUUAAGUUUAAUAAUGUGCUUUGUCUGUUGUCCUUAAUACUGUCGGUUGAAAUGCUCCAGUUGAAAACAAAUAUCAGUGGCAGUGUCAUUGUUUUUUUCAUAGAAAUCAGACAGCAGUGCAUCUAAAUAAGUUCCCCAAUGUUAAUGCCUUAACGUGGUUUCUUAAGUGCAUGUAAACAUAGUGAAACUGAGAAAUACUUUCACUGGGCUGUGGUGUGACUUACACAGGGACACGUCGUAGAAAUGUACUAUUAGAAAUGGAAAAAGUGUUUACUAUCGCAUUUGAAAUGUUUGCUUCAAUGAUUGAAUCUUAACCUGGUUUCAUGUUUGCCAGAUAAAAUGAUAAGAAUCUGGCAGAUAUAGUUAAAUAUUGGACUCAUGUUGUUAUAUCGUGUAGAGUAUGAAGUUUCGAGAAUUGUAUAAAAAAUGCUAGAAAGCAUGUUGAAGAUAACGUUUAUUGUAUGGCUUUUUACGGGAGGCUCAAAUGCUGCAACCCAGACGUACCGCACGCAUACAUGCAGCCAGUCUCCAAGGAUCCUGGAAGGGUUCGGCUGUGCCUUGCACAUUGCUCUCAGGAUGCUUUCCAUUUUCUAGUUUUCAGUCUUUCCCUGCCAAAAUAAUAGUGGUGACUGGCCUACUCUGAUCCAGUACUGAUAUAUUUUGUGAACGUUCUACAUGUAACAUGUAGAACCUUAAAAGCUAGUUAUUUACAGUUCGAACGUAGAGAUGGCAUUGCAAAACUUUGUACUUUUUGUGUAUAUCCUUGUUGUGCACCUUGAGAUGUAGAGAAUUGGGCUAAUAGGAUGGCUUUACGUGAUGCAGAUUUAGUCAGAAGAAGUAAUGUUGGUGUCCGUAAGGGUGCCCAUGCAGCCAAAAAAAGGAACAGCAAUGGGUGCCCAUAUUUUAUUUCAAAUACGCUGUUUGUCAGGAGUUUGUCUUGAUGAAACUUUACAUUUUAUCCACGAGUGGGAGCCUAAGGAUUAAAAUCGUGGCAUUAUGUCAUUGGGUCAAACCGACCACUUUCAUUCACCAGAACUAAGGCUGAGCACAUUCAUGCUCCCAAGAGGAUAAACCCCUCUGAUGUUAAUGAUCUUUCCGUGUUUGUAACAUGUAAAGCCAGCCCUAUCGGCAAGAUCGUGCUGUUACUCCAUUUAAAGGGAAAUGCCACUUAAUUUCAGGAUUCAGGUAUGAUUCCUCGAGGCCUACUAUUGGAUGGCGUGACUGAACUUCACAAAUGUACUGUUUUAUUAGCUACAUCAUUAAAACAGAGGGAAGUGAUGUUGAGCUCAAACACAAGAUGGGCUCCCAUUUGUAUUCAAUGGAGCAGCAUCAGACUAUGUUUCUAUGACAUCACAAACCUGUCCUUUUUGAUUUAGGAAAUAUUUAUGCUUACGAGGAAAAAUUGCCUGAUAAUUUUGCAAAACUGAGUGGUAUUACUCUUUAACAGGCCUAACUAUGUAAGCCUGACUUUCUUUUCAUCGGUCGUGCUUAAAAAAAAUCUUUAUAAUGUUUAGGUACAACUGUGGUUUAUGAACAGAUAUAAAGAAGAAAAAAAAACAUUUGAAUGUGUUUUGCCCAAAUGAGUCUGGGCUUUGCUGACUUUGUUUUUUCAUGAAAAGAGACGAGGCCACCUAAGGCCGGCUGUCUGUUCAUGAGAAGGUGAAACAAACUGCCUAAAUGUUUCUUCAUGUGAAACAAUCAGAUUGCAAGGCUGCUGUCAAGGUUGUUUCUGGCAUUUGGCUAAAAGUUUGCGUGCCGUCCCUUUCCCUCGAGAUAGUUUAAGGCCAUAGAUUUAAAAAAACAAACAUCAGUGGAAAACGACUGACGUACUAGUAGAAUGCUGUCACCGAUGAAAGAAAUAACUGUUAAACAAAACAGCAACGUGGCCGAUUUAAAAACCUGAUUUUAAUUUGGUAUUGGAUUAUGUUUCAUGUGAUGGUGAAAUAGUUUACUGGAAAAGUCCAUUGCUCCAAUGAUGCUUUGAUGUGUUUAGGAAUCUACAUUACAGUAAGCCACAGCACAAAUCUUACACAAUGAAAACAGCCAGGGGUUAAUUGAGUGAUGUUCACUGACAUCUACAGAAGUUUAUGGCGUAGUAAUUACUUGGUUGUGAUUUAGUGCCCAUGACAAGAUGUCUAAUCAAUAUGAACUUGGAUACAUUUUGUUGAAUUGGCCUUUAAACCUGAUUACUUUAUGUUUUCAUAAAGACCCAAGCACAUGAUAGAAUUUUAACAGCCGAUUUUGUUCUCAAGCAUGAGUGGUAAUAUUUCUGGCACUGUGCCACAUCGCCUGCACUUCUGUCAUUAGAUUAAAUGGGCAGUGUGGGCAUGAUACGUAUUGGAGGAAUGUCAAAUACAAAGCCAAGUGGCUGUUAAAUGAUUGGUUGCUUUAAUACUAAAGGUUUAGUUUAUUUUUAAAAAAAAAUGGUUUAAUAUAUUAUAAUUACCAUAGUUAUAAUGCAUUAUAUUGAGAUCAGAUAUGAUACACUACAAAUUCAUUUAUUUGUUUACUGGGUCAUAACAAUUUGAUACAACUUUAAGGUAAAAAACCAGAAGUUUGUAAUUUAUUAAGUAUUAUGUUACUUGACUUAAGUCAUUUUAAUGCUUUAUCAUUUGUGUUGAAUAAUAUCAAAAAGCAUUAUGAAUAUUGAUGUCCCAUAAUAACUUUAAUUAAACAAUGCUAUAAGCACAUAAUACCACAUUAUAAGUAUGUUUAUUUUUGCAUUAUAGACAUGAGCUACAUAGAAAGGGUUAUAUAUUUUUUCUCUUUUUUUUAUUAGAAAUAUCUCAAUGUUGUCCCUCUCCCUAACACACUUCUGUUUUCACUGGACAAUAGACAAUUUCCAAUCUAAAAAUAAACUCUUUCAAUGUACUUUAUAGACAUUCAAUGUGCCAGUCGAGUAUUUCAAUGCUUUGUUGAAAGGUCACCCUAAAGGCCAGAAUGGUUUCCCCCACCCUCCCUUUGAAAGUGCCGCAAA